CCCGCCCCCUGGCUGUGCUCGGGCCGAGGCAGGGCGGCGGUGGCUAUGGCGGCAGUGACCGAUGUGCAGCGGCUCCAGGCCCGUGUGGAGGAGCUGGAGCGCUGGGUGUACGGGCCAGGCGGGUUGCGCGGCUCGCGGAAGGUGGCUGAUGGCUUGGUCAAGGUGCAGGUGGCUUUGGGGAACAUCGCUAGCAAGAGGGAGAGGGUGAAGAUUCUGUACAAAAAGAUUGAAGACCUGAUCAAAUACUUGGAUCCUGAGUACAUUGACCGCAUUGCCAUGCCCGAUGCCUCUAAGCUGCAGUUCAUCUUAGCAGAGGAGCAGUUCAUCCUCUCCCAGGUCGCACUCCUGGAGCAGGUGGAGGCUUUGGUGCCCAUGCUGGACAGCGCUCACAUCAAAGCCGUUCCUGAGCAUGCCGCCCGCCUGCAGCGCUUGGCCCAGAUCCACAUCCAGCAGCAGGAUCAGUGUGUGGAGGUCACUGAGGAGUCCAAGGCUCUUCUGGAGGAGUAUAACAAGACUACAAUGCUUCUCUCCAAGCAGUUCGUGCAGUGGGAUGAGCUACUUUGCCAGCUAGAGGCCGCCAAGCAAGUGAAGCCCGCAGAGGAGUGAUGACUGCUCUCCAUCCCAGGGUGGGCCAGGGCAGCCAGGCUCCAGGGCCCUGUGUCAACCUGCUCUUGUAACAGGGCAGAGGCAGCGCUGUAUUUAUUGGAUUCGUGGCCUAGCUGUCUGCACUCAGGUGGGGUUCUGAGGUCAGAGGUCUGGCUACUUGAGACUUGCUAUUUGCACCCCCUCCCCUCAUCAGUGUCCUAUUCCAGUGAUAAUAAACUGUAGAGAUCA
This is a messenger RNA of Equus quagga, 834 nucleotides long. It is a transcript of the gene DCTN3, whose product is annotated as dynactin subunit 3. Gene Ontology annotation, cellular component: dynactin complex. The record is from RefSeq and is a predicted model, not a curated record. Gene Ontology annotation, biological process: cytoskeleton-dependent cytokinesis. The transcript has 7 exons. The coding region runs from base 46 to 606 and encodes 186 amino acids. Lineage: Eukaryota; Metazoa; Chordata; Mammalia; Perissodactyla; Equidae.